Messenger RNA from Pongo pygmaeus (Bornean orangutan), 4544 nucleotides. RefSeq names its product melanoma-associated antigen 9-like. Gene Ontology annotation, molecular function: histone deacetylase binding. NCBI's taxonomy places the organism in Eukaryota, Metazoa, Chordata, Mammalia, Primates, Hominidae. Gene Ontology annotation, cellular component: nucleus. The transcript has 5 exons. The record is from RefSeq and is a predicted model, not a curated record. Gene Ontology annotation, biological process: negative regulation of transcription by RNA polymerase II. Bases 3017 to 3964 code for a protein of 315 amino acids.
CGCACUGGGGGUCAGAGAGAAGGGAGAGGCCUCCUUCUGAGGGGCGGCUUGAUACCGGUGGAGGGAAGCGGGCCGAGGUUCUGUGAGGAGUCAAGGAAAGCCCCAGGUGCCCAGAUGUAAGGCCAGUGACUUGGGCACUGGGGGUCACAGAGUAGCGGGGGCCUCGCUGUGAGGGGUGAGUCGAUAUCGGCGGAGGGAAGCGGGCCCAGGCUCUGUGAGGAGGCAAGGUGAGACGCUGAGGGAGGACUUAGGACGCCCCCACCCCAGAUAGAGGGCCCCAAAGAAUCCAGCACCACCCCUGCUGCCAGCCCUGAACCACCCCGGGGGCGGACUUCUCAGGCUGGGCCACCCUUCGCCACCCCACCGCUUAAGCCCCAGAGCUUGGUGUGACCAGGGCAGGACUGGUUAAGAGAGGGUGGGGGCCAGGCUCUGCCAGGCAUCAGGGCCAGGACCCUGAGGGAGGCCUGAGGCCCCAUAGAGGGAGUCACUGCCCCUGCAGUCAACCCUGGGAAGUUCUGGGCAUGGCGGUCAGGCAAGCGGAUCCUGAUAUCUGCAUCCUGGGCUGACCGAGGGAAGGGGCUUGGUAUCGUUAGCAUGGCCACGAGAGAACAGAGGGAGGGCCCAGGUCCUGCUGGGAGACAAGGGAGGCCUGAGGGGACCCAGUACCCCAGGACAAGGGGCCCACCCCGCCCCUAUCUGAGACCGAGGCCCCUCCUCAUUCAGCCUCGGGAAUCUGACAGAUAGAGACUCAGGUCCACUGAGGGGUGGGGCCCAGCCCUCUAGGAGACCAGGGAAGGAACAAGACGGAGGACAGAGGGGACCCCGGAGUCCAGCUCAGUGGGGAUCUUUGCCUGGGCGAUCCCGGGCACGGUGGCCGCACGUGGUGCAUUGUGGCUGCUGGGAUCGGGUGUCAAUGGGAACAGUGCUGUGGUAUGAGGAGUGGGGCCUCAGGUGAGCAGGAGGAGGAGUCCCAGAGGCCUGAGGAAGGAUUCACCAGACCUCUCAUCCCAGACCUAGGAAACCUGCCCCUGCCGUCAGUCUUGGGAGGCCCCAGGCAGGACUGUGAGGAAGGGAAGUGCCCCCUCCACCCCCAACACACACUUUCUCAAAGAGGGUCUAAGGGAGAAAUUGGCCUUGGUCUGCAAGACUCAUCUCUGGUUCAGCAAAAUGGAAGGGGCCAGAUUCUGUCAGAAGCAAAUAUGAAUACCUAGAGGACACCCAGACCGACGAGGCCCCCUGGAACCUGCUCCUUUGGUCAGCCUUGGGUAUCUCAUGCAUGAGUGACCAUGAGGUGGCCCCUCACUUCUGCCUCCCGGGUCUCAGGGAGGUGGGGGCCUUGGUCCGAGGGGUUUCCUCAGCUCAGCAGAGGGAGCCACACCUGGUCAGCACAGGGUGGAAUCCAGGGUCUUCCAGGAGUGACGGGGAGGAAGUUUGGUGAGGACUGAAGGUAAGAAGGUACCUCCACGCUCUCAAAAAAGAAAGGACCUCACAGACACUGGUGUCACCUGUUCUCAGCCCCAGGUGGCCCCAGGCAGGAAUGGCAUGAGGCAUGCUCUCAUUUCUCCCACGUGACUGGGGGUGAGAGGUCUCAGGGAGGUGAGUACCUUGAUGCCAGGGGGCACUGAGAGAUUCAACAGAGGGCUCCACACCUGGUCAGUAGAAGGAGGACUCCCAGGAUCAGCAGGACCCAAGGUGUGCCCCCUUCAUGAGGAAUGGAGGUACCCCCAACCCAGAAAGAAGCCACCCCACAGAGUCUAGGUGAACUCUGUUCUUAGAUCUGGGGACGGGGGGGGCGGGGCCUGAUGAAGGAUGGCGCUAAGUGGCAAGCUCACUUGUACCACGGCAGGAAGUUGAGGAACCCUCAGGGGGAUGAGGCGUUGAUGUAAAGGGAGAUGUCUUCUCAUCUCAAGGGUUUGAGGGUCGAGAAAGUAGAAGCCCCAGCAGGAGUAAAGAUGAAUAACCCGCAGGAGGACUUUGGAACACCCACCUCAUACCUGAAGGGUUCAGCUGGUGGGGUCAGCCCCGGACACCCCACGCAGGGGUGACAGAUGUGGGGCCUCCUCCCCUCUGUUUCUGGAUCUCAGGGAGGUGAGGACUUUGUUCUCAGAGGGUGUGUGGACAAAACAGGGAGGCCCUGUGUUCGACAGACACAGCGGUCCCAGGAUUGGAGAGCAGUCCAGGUGAGGAACCUAAGGGAGGAUCGAGGGUACCUCCAGGCCAGAGAAACUCUCAGAUCAAGAGAGUUUGCCCUGCCCCUACUGUCACCCCAGAGAGCCCGGGCAGGGCUGUCUGCUGAGGUCCCUCCUUUAUCCUGGGAUCACUGGUGUCAGGGAGGGCUGGCCUUGGUCUGAGGGGGCUGCACUCAUGUCAGCAGAGGGAGGGUCCCAGGCCCUGCCAGGAGUCCAGGUGCAGACUGAGGGGACCCCACUCACCAAACACAGAGGACCUAGCCCCACCCUGCCCCUUCUGUCAGCUGAGGGAAGCCGCUGGGUGGAUGGACUCCCCUCACUUCCUCUUCAGGUGUCUCCUGGAGAUAGGGCCUCAGGUCAACAGAGGGAGGGUUCCAGACCCUGCAGGCAUCAAGAUGAGGACCAGGCAGUAUCCUCACCCCAGGACACAUGGACCCCAUUGAAUUUGGACAUCUCUUACUGUACUUCCGAGGAAACCCUGGGCAGGUGUGGGCAGAUGUUGGUUGGGGCAUGUCCUUCUGUUCCAUAUCAGGGAUGUGAGCUCUUGAUCUGAGAGACUCUCAGGCAAGUAGAGGAGUGGAGUCCAGUCCCUGCCAGGAGAAAGGAGCUCCAGGAAGCAGGCAAGCCUUGGUCUGAGACGGUGUCCUCAGGUCACAGAGCAGAGGAGACCCAGGCAGUGUCAGCAGUGAAGGUUCUCAGGGGACAGGCUGACCAGGAGGACAGGAGCCCCAAGAGGCCCCAGAGCAGCACUGAAGAAGACCUGCCUGUGGGUCUCCAUCGCCCAGCUCCUGCCCACGCUCCUGACUGCUGCCCUGACCAGAGGCAUCAUGUCUCUUGAGCAGAGGAGUCCGCACUGCAAGCCUGAUGAAGACCUUGAAGCCCAAGGAGAGGACUUGGGCCUGAUGGGUGCACAGGAUCCCACAGGCGAGGAGCAGGAGACUACCUCCCCCUCUGACAACAAGGAGGAGGAGGUGUCUGCUGCUGGGUCAUCAAGUCCUCCCCAGAGUCCUCAGGGAGGCGCUUCCUCCUCCACUUCCAUCUACUACACUUUAUGGAGCCAAUUCGAUGAGGGCUCCAGCAGUCAAGAAGAGGAAGGGCCAAGCACCUCGGUCGACCCAGCUCACCUGGAGUUCAUGUUCCAAGAAGCACUGAAAUUGAAGGUGGCUGAGUUGGUUCGUUUCCUGCUCCACAAAUACCGAGUCAAGGAGCGGGUCACAAAGGCAGAAAUGCUGGAGAGUGUCAUCAAAAAUUACAAGCACUACUUUCCUGUGAUCUUCGGCAAAGCCUCCGAGUUCCUGCAGCUGAUCUUUGGCACUGAUGUGAAGGAGGUGGACCCCGCCGGCCACUCCUACAUCCUUGUCACUGCUCUUGGCCUCUCGUGCGAUAGCAUGCUGGGUGAUGGUCAUAGCAUGCCCAAGGCCGCCCUCCUGAUCAUUAUCCUGGGUGUGAUCUUAACCAAAGAUAACUGCGCCCCUGAAGAGGUUAUCUGGGAAGCGUUGAGUGUGAUGGGGGUGUAUGUUGGGACGGAGCACAUUUUCUAUGGGGAGCCCAGGAAGCUGCUCACCCAAGAUUGGGUGCAGGAAAACUACCUGGAGUACCGGCAGGUGCCCGGCAGUGAUCCUGCGCACUACGAGUUCCUGUGGGGUUCAAAGGCCCACGCUGAAACCAGCUAUGAGAAUGUCAUAAAUUAUUUGGUCAUGGUCAAUGCAAGAGAGCCCAUUUGCUACCCAUCCCUUUAUGAAGAGGUUUUGGGAGAGGAGCAAGAGGGAGUCUGAGCACCAGCCGCAGCCAGGGCCAAUGUUUGUGGGGUCAGGGCCCCAUCCAGCAGCUGCCCUGCCCCAUGUGACAUGAGGCCCAUUCUUCACUCUGUGUUUGAAGAGAGCAAUCAGUGUUCUCAGUGGCAGUGGGUGGAAGUGAGCACACUGUAUGUCACCUCUGGGUUCCUUGUCUAUUGGGUGAUUUGGAGGUUUAUCCUUGCUCCCUUUUGGAAUUGUUCAAAUGUUCUUUUAAUGGUCAGUUUAAUGAACUUCACCAUCGAAGUUAAUGAAUGACAGUGGUCACACAUAUUGCUGUUUAUUUUAUUUAGGAGUAAGAUUCUUGCUUUUGAUUCACAUGGGGAAAUCCCUGUUAUUUUGUGAAUUGGGACAAGAUAACAUAGCAGAGGAAUUAAUAAUUUUUUUUGAAACUUGAACUUAGCAGCAAAAUAGAGCUCAUAAAGAAAUAGUGAAAUGAAAAUGUAGUUAAUUCUUGCCUUAUACCUCUUUCUCUCCCCUGUAAAAUUAAAAUAUAUACAUGUAUACCUGGAUUUGCUUGGCUUCUUUGAGAAUGUAAGAGAAAUAAAAAUUGAAAGAAUAA